Diaporthe citri is the source of this 699-nucleotide messenger RNA. RefSeq lists its product as uncharacterized. The record is from RefSeq and is a predicted model, not a curated record. Bases 1 to 699 code for a protein of 232 amino acids. Gene Ontology annotation, biological process: superoxide metabolic process. Gene Ontology annotation, cellular component: mitochondrion. The transcript is spliced from 3 exons. Gene Ontology annotation, molecular function: superoxide dismutase activity; metal ion binding. Lineage: Eukaryota; Fungi; Ascomycota; Sordariomycetes; Diaporthales; Diaporthaceae.
AUGUCGGCCACUCUCCUCCGAUCGACUCCCGCCCUGCGCGGCGCUCUGCGGGCUCAAGCUGCAAAGCCUGUCAUGGGCAUGGCCAGCACGCAGUUCGUCCGCGGCAAGGCCACUCUGCCCGACCUUUCCUACGACUACGGCGCACUCGAGCCUCACAUCUCGGGCCAGAUCAUGGAGCUGCACCACUCCAAGCACCACCAGACCUACGUCAACGGCCUCAACAGCGCUCUCGAGACCCUUGGCGAGGCCGAGGCUAAGGGCGACUCGUCCAAGGCUGCCAGCGUCGCGCCCCUCCUCAACUUCCACGGCGGUGGACACGUCAACCACACUCUGUUCUGGGAGAACCUGGCACCUGCCAACAAGGACGGCGGUGGUGAGCCAGCGGGAGAGCUCAAGAAAGCGAUCGACCGCGACUUCGGCUCCUACUCCACCCUCGUGAAGCAGACCAACGCCGCCCUCGCCGGUAUCCAGGGCAGCGGCUGGGCCUGGAUCGUCAAGGACAAGGAGACCGGCUCGCUGAGCCUCGUCACCCGCGCGAACCAGGACCCCGUCUCCGGCAACCUGAUUCCCCUGCUGGGCAUCGACGCCUGGGAGCACGCCUACUACCUUCAAUACCAGAACCGCAAGGCCGAGUACUUCAGCGCCAUCUGGAACGUCAUCAACUGGAAGACGGUGGCCAAGAGGUUCGGCCAGGCUUAA